Molecule: messenger RNA, 790 nt
Organism: Eremomyces bilateralis CBS 781.70
Lineage: Eukaryota; Fungi; Ascomycota; Dothideomycetes; Eremomycetales; Eremomycetaceae
Product: HCP-like protein
Exons: 6
Coding region: 52-714 (220 amino acids)
Molecular function (GO): protein binding
Source: RefSeq, a predicted model, not a curated record
GAGGAUGAGCUGGGGGAUGAGGCGGAGGCGAAGUGGGAGAAAAGAGCGACAAUGCUGGCGCAGGGGAACCCGAUUAUGCGGCCAAGGAGAGCGAGUGCGAAUUAUCAGGCGGAGAGUGGUGGGAUAAGUGUCGCUGAUGCUGGGGGAGAUGUGAACAUACAAGAGGCGAUUCGACUCCACGAAGCAGGCGAUCUCCAACGCGCAACGGCAAUGUUCGGACGCCUCGCGGACCCCAACGGUGCCAACAACGCCCUCAGUCAAGUUCUCUAUGGCCUAGCACUCAGACACGGCUGGGGCUGCGCCCCCCAACCCGACCUCGCCGUCACCUUCCUCUCCUUCGCCGCAUCCAAUAGCGCGGAGAUCGAAAGCCUCGCGCUGGCGGCUGGCAUGAAGAAGGGCGGCGCCGCGAAAGGGGAGCUGGUGCUUGCGAUCUUCGAGCUGGCAAACUGCUUCCGGCACGGCUGGGGGAUCAAGAAGGAUCCGGCGGCCGCGAGGCAGUAUUAUGAGACGGCGGCGAAUCUGGGGGAUACGGAUGCGAUGAAUGAGGUGGCGUGGUGCUAUUUGGAGGGGUUUGGGACGAAGAAGGAUAAGUUCAAAGCGGCGCAGUACCUCCGGCGCGCGGAGCAGAGCGGACACAAAACAGUGGGCAACAGUUGGAUCUGGAAGGAUAAAUACGGUGGGCUGAAGAAAGCGGCAGGCUCGUCGUCGGUUUGAUGGAUUGAAGAUGAUAUUUUGAGGGGAUUUUCAUUGGAUACCUAUGAUAGAUGGGUGGGAUUUAGUUGAGUGGGAU